Messenger RNA from Arachis duranensis, 2796 nucleotides. Its product is annotated as amine oxidase [copper-containing] zeta, peroxisomal-like. The record is from RefSeq and is a predicted model, not a curated record. Lineage: Eukaryota; Viridiplantae; Streptophyta; Magnoliopsida; Fabales; Fabaceae. Gene Ontology annotation, molecular function: primary methylamine oxidase activity; copper ion binding; quinone binding. Gene Ontology annotation, biological process: amine metabolic process.
AUCAUGCUGAAUAUUAAUGAGUUGAAAAGUAAAAAGAGUGUUGUCCCUCUGUCUACGGAUCCACGCUCACUCUAUUAUUAUCAAUAACGCACCCAUUCUUCUUCUUCUUCUUCUUCUUCUUCUUCUUCUGUGAUUGUGCGAGAGAGUGAUUUGUGCUAUCAGAGUGUGAGUCUGAGAGAGAAAGAGAGAGAAGCAUUGCUGUAUGUCAGUGGGGUACCACAGUGAGAUAUACUACUGCUGCGGUGGAUACGCUGAGGCUGAGCUUGCUAACCCUCUCCAAUGGCCUCAGCUCCGGAAAAAGCGACGCCCCUCCUUAACACCACCACCAACAACACCGCUACUGCAGCUCCUUCGCCUUCAUGGCCCGACUCCACUUUGGAUUCGACCCGAAACAGAUCCACCAUAGCCCCUGCCUUGAUCUCCGCCGUUGAUUCCUUCUCUGAUCCUCCUCCCAGCUCCGCUCCUUCUACUAAAGGUAUCACAGUCAUGACCAGAGCUCAAACUUGCCACCCUUUGGAUCCAUUAUCUGCUGCUGAAAUUGCAGUAGCUGUGGGAACUGUUCGGGCGGCGGGGGCAACCCCUGAGGUAAGGGACAGCAUGCGCUUUGUCGAAGUAGUCUUGCUGGAACCGGAUAAACAAGUUGUCGCAUUAGCGGAUGCGUACUUCUUCCCUCCUUUCCAGCCUUCAUUGCUCCCCAGGACUAAAGGCGGGCCUGUGAUUCCUACAAAACUUCCCCCAAGAAAAGCAAGACUAGUUGUGUACAACAAACGGUCAAAUGAGACAAGCAUAUGGAUUGUUGAACUUACACAGGUGCAUGCAGCAACUCGAGGGGGUCACCACAGGGGCAAAGUAAUUUCUUCUAAUGUUGUUCCAGAUGUUCAGCCACCAAUGGACGCUGUGGAGUAUGCUGAAUGUGAAGCUAUUGUGAAGGACUUCCCUCCAUUUCGAGAAGCAAUGAAGAGAAGAGGGAUUGAAGACAUGGAUCUUGUCAUGGUGGAUGCCUGGUGUGUUGGAUAUCAUAGUGAAUUUGAUGCUCCUAGCCGCAGGCUUGCCAAACCAUUAAUCUUUUGUAGAACCGAGAGUGACUGCCCCAUGGAAAAUGGCUAUGCCCGCCCAGUUGAAGGAAUUUACAUUCUUGUUGACAUGCAAAAUAUGGUAGUUCUUGAGUUUGAAGACUGCAAACUAGUGCCCCUUCCACCCGCUGACCCCUUAAGAAAUUAUACUUCUGGUGAAACCCGGGGUGGAGUUGAUAGAAGUGAUGUUAAACCAUUACAGAUUCUUCAGCCUGAAGGUCCAAGUUUUCGUGUCAAUGGCUACUUUAUUCAAUGGCAGAAGUGGAACUUUCGGAUUGGUUUCACUCCUAGGGAGGGUUUGGUCAUUUAUUCAGUAGCCUAUAUUGAUGGAAGUCGAGGGCGAAGGCCAGUAGCACACCGGUUGAGUUUUGUUGAGAUGGUGGUUCCUUAUGGAGAUCCAAAUGAUCCUCACUAUAGGAAGAAUGCUUUUGAUGCAGGAGAAGAUGGCCUGGGUAAAAAUGCCCAUUCUCUCAAGAAGGGUUGUGAUUGUUUGGGAUAUAUCAAGUACUUUGAUGCACACUUCACAAACUUUAAUGGAGGUGUUGAAACAAUAGAGAAUUGUGUUUGCUUGCAUGAAGAGGAUCAUGGUAUUUUGUGGAAGCAUCAAGACUGGAGAACAGGUUUGGCUGAAGUACGAAGAUCUAGAAGGCUGACAGUGUCUUUUAUAUGCACUGUGGCUAACUAUGAGUAUGGCUUUUUCUGGCACUUUUAUCAGGAUGGAAAGAUAGAAGCUGAGGUCAAACUCACAGGAAUUCUCAGCUUAGGAGCACUGCAACCAGGUGAAACUCGAAAAUAUGGCACAACCAUUGCCCCUGGAUUGUAUGCGCCUGUCCAUCAGCACUUUUUUGUUGCUCGUAUGGACAUGGCAGUUGAUUGCAAGCCUGGUGAAGCUUUCAAUCAGGUUGUUGAGGUUGAUGUCAAAGUUGAAGAGCCUAAUCCUUUAUCUGCUCGUCAUUGGGUUGUUAGGAACACUAGGACAGUGAACCGCACUGGACAGCUAACAGGUUAUAAAUUAGUACCUGGUUCAAAUUGUUUACCCUUGGCUCGUCCAGAGGCCAAGUUUCUGAGAAGAGCGGCUUUCUUGAAGCACAAUCUUUGGGUCACUCCUUAUGCACAUAAUGAAAUGCAUCCCGGAGGAGAGUUCCCUAAUCAAAAUCCACGUGUCGAAGAGGGUUUGGUUACUUGGGUUCAGCAAAAUAGGUCAUUGGAGGAAGCUGAUAUAGUUCUUUGGUACGUAUUUGGAGUGACUCACAUUCCUCGUCUAGAAGACUGGCCUGUUAUGCCAGUGGAACGCGUUGGUUUUAUGCUUAUGCCACAUGGAUUUUUCAAUUGUUCCCCUGCAGUGGAUGUUCCUCCAACUACAAGUGAUUUGGAUGAUAAGGAAAUUGGGAUGCCUGCAAAGCCUAGCCAGAAUGGGGUCAUUGCAAAGUUAUGAAAUGAACAAAUCAUAGACAUUUGCACUGUUUAUAAAACCAAUGGUUGCGCAAACUUAAUUAAACUCUGCUGCUUGGUAAUUAAAUUUAAUAUACAAGUGAACUUUCUUGUGCCCCAUAUGAAUAUUUAAUCAAAGCUAUACAGGAUGAUGCAUGUAUUAUAAUUGGAAAAAUGCAAGAUUCUUUGGGUCUUACUCCGAAUUUGUAAUCCGAUAUUCCUAUCUUCACAAAGUGGGAAUGGUAUCUUGAGUGUUGGAUUAUAGUCAUACCUGCUAUAAAUUCAUUGUAUC